Molecule: messenger RNA, 228 nt
Organism: Geodia barretti
Lineage: Eukaryota; Metazoa; Porifera; Demospongiae; Tetractinellida; Geodiidae
Source: the annotation of a GenBank genome assembly
GUAGUUCAAUAACAUUCACUUUUGAUGUGCCAUUGUCACUUACUGCUGCAGUGGUAGAGAUAGACAAUGUGUGGUAGUGAAGUGGAGAGGAAGAUGAAGACAAAAGUAGUUCAAACAUUCACUAUUGAUGUGCCAUUGUCACUUACUUCCUGCAGUGGUAGAGAUAGACAUUCCUGUAGUGGUAGAGAUAGACAAUGUGUGGUAGUGAAGUGGAGAGGAAGAUGAAGA